This is a messenger RNA of Rosa rugosa (rugosa rose), 1834 nucleotides long. RefSeq lists its product as uncharacterized. The transcript is spliced from 4 exons. The record is from RefSeq and is a predicted model, not a curated record. Bases 104 to 1834 code for a protein of 576 amino acids. Lineage: Eukaryota; Viridiplantae; Streptophyta; Magnoliopsida; Rosales; Rosaceae.
CCUAAAUCAUUCCCAAACUGUUGCUCAAAAGUGAAUCAACCUCUCGUGAAAGAAUUCUAUUCCAAUCUGAUUCCCAACAAAAAGUGAUCGAUCAAUAGCGAAGAUGUGGAGGUUUUUCAGAGAAUCUGGACCCAGACGCGACAAUAUUCCAGAAGACUUGUACACCAUGGAAAUCCACCAUGGUGGUUACUUUGAUAAGAUGCCGGAUGGUACAAAAAAGUAUAGAGUGGCUAGGUUUAACAAAGAUGGUGGGAAGAUAUGGCUAGAUGGUUUAGACCCAGAUAAGAUAGCAUGGACAGAGUUUGGGAACAUAGCUUGGGAUCUUGGGUAUAGAGAGAAACCAAUUUCAUACUACUUCAAGAUUCCUCGAACUUCUUGCAAUGAGGGAUGGAUGCCGAUUAAGAAUGAUGCAGAUGCAAUUGAGAUGAUCAAGCUCAUUCCUCUCAAGACAAGGCAAAUCAGUGUGUAUAUUACUGGUGGUGGGAAGAGGAGAAAAAAGGAGGCUGAAGAAGAUGACUUGAGGCCAUCUGACCCAGAUUGGGAAAAUCCAUUAAAUAGGUUGACAGUAGCAGAGAGAGUACGGCUAGAACAGAAAAGCAACAUCUUUGCAAGUCAGUUAAAUAGGACGAGUGGAGUAGGUGGAGUAAAUGUGGGAGGUGGAGUGGGUGCAGAUGUAAAUGCAGGGGGUCAGAGGGUUAGGCACAUGGGAGGGAAUCUUGAAGUGAUAAAGUUGGACUCAGAUAGUGAUAAAGAAGUGGGGAAUGGUGUGCAGCAGCAAAGUCAAGGCACCUUUACUGGUCUUAGUGACCUGGUGCCUGACCUGUUUGCUUCACAAGGUGAGGGAAUCCAAAGUGAGCUGAGGCAGGGGCAGAAUAGUAAUAGGGGCUAUGUGGAUGGUUGUACAGGGGUAUUUAGUGGCUUUUACAAUGCCUUUAUUCCUCACCCUCGUGAAAAACAUUGUGUAACGAGGCUAAAGGGAAGGCCUGAAGACAAGGCUGCAGAAAGUACAAAAGAAGGAGGACCAGUUCAAGGGGCUGUGGAAGCAGAAGGCACUGUUAAAAACGCUGCAGCAGCAACACCACCAAAAGAGCAAUUGGACCCAAUACAAGAAGAAGUUGUCCCAAUUGUGCAAGAAGCUGAAGUUACUGAACCAAAGGUUGAAGAAGCAGCUGUACCAAGUGUUGAAGAAGAAGUUGAACCAAGAGUUGAAGAAAAAGCUGUACCAAUUGUUGAAGAAGCUGAACCAAGGGUUGAAGAAGAAGCUGGGGUCAAGGAAUCUGAACCAACUGAACAGGCUGCUUGUUCUAAGAAGGGUCCAAGAGGAGAGGACAGCAACAAAGGCAAGAAGAAGAGGUUCAGUGAGGCAGAGAAGGGUAAGAAGGUUGCACCUGACACUCAAGCCAAGGGGAAGAAGGGUAAACUUGCUGCCAAGAAUAAGAAGGGCAGACAAACAAAGGAGCCAAGGUACAGAACGAGAUACAAUGGGGCAAAGGUAUAUGAGCAGGUAGAUGAAAGUAGAUCAAGCUCAGAUGGCUCUGACUUCUAUGUGGACAGUGACUAUGACCAAGAUGAUGAGGAAGAUGAUGCUCAGUUUGAGGAACAUGUGUCCAAUCCACAAAAUGUUGAAGAGUUUGAAGACAUGAUUGGAGCUACUUUCCCUCUCAACUCAAACCCUAGCCCCUCCUCCUCUUGUCUCACAGCUCGCCUGAGGCUACUGAAUGCGAUCAUGGCCGACGUCGCCACCCAGUCGUGUGCUCGUUGCAGCAAACCCGCCAAUCUUCACUAUAAUCUUGAUGCUACUGAAUCAGAAAUACUUGAUUAUGAGAUUUCUUGA